Molecule: messenger RNA, 809 nt
Organism: Vespula vulgaris
Lineage: Eukaryota; Metazoa; Arthropoda; Insecta; Hymenoptera; Vespidae
Product: fibroin heavy chain-like
Exons: 3
Coding region: 1-795 (264 amino acids)
Source: RefSeq, a predicted model, not a curated record
AUGACGAGCUUCUUGCACAAUGCUCGAGUCACCACCAUCAACGAAUAUGAUUUGAAGGGAUCAACGGGGGCGCGGUCGAGAUUCUACAGCAGUAGGUAUAUAAACUCCGACGAAGAAAACCGUAGAUACACUCAACGAUCAGAGCUCGGCAAGAUGAAAGCCCUCCUCGCGAUCGUCCUCGUGCUGUGCACAUACGCUACCGGAUCACCAUUCUCGCGACAACGUCGAGAAAUUUACGCUGGUUAUGGACAUGGUUAUCACGCUGGGUAUCCUGGACAUGGUGUCGCCUUGGCAGGACCAUUACUAGGUCAUACAAGUGUGGCUGGUCCUCGCGUCGGAGCAUCCGUUCUUUCCGGACCUUCGAUUGGACCAGCCAAAUUAUCCGGCUCUGCUUCUGGACCGGUUCACGUAUCUGGUGCUGUCGCUGGACCAGCCGUCGUUACUGCUUCCGUUGCUGGACCUGCAUAUGUCGAAGGUUACAAUGGAGCAUACGAUGGAGGAUACUAUACUUCUCCUUCUCUCGCCGGCUAUGGUUACACGGGUUCUCCCGGCUAUGUCGGUUACACGGGAUACGCAGGACACGCAGGAUACGCAGGACACGCAGGACACGGUGUGGUCCUCGCAGGACCUGCGUCCCACGGUGCCGUCGUAUCAGGACCUCAUUCUGGCGGCUCGGCCGUCGCCGGUCCUCAUGCCGGUUCGGUGAUCAUCGCCGGUCCCUCGGGAAAAAUCACAGCUCAUGGUGCCGGGUACGGUGGCGUUCAUGCUGGAUUACAUAAUCACGGUCAUUGGUAACGAGAGUGUUCUCC